GUGACAUGCUGUCUGGGAAAGCCUCUGUAGCGCUCAAAGGCUCACACACUCACUGGCUUACACACUUUUUCUGUUUUUCCUCUCCUGUGCUUUUGGUGCUGACAGGGGAGAAUGACGGCAUUUUCAGCAGCUGUCAUGAGAUUCAACUCACUGGUGAAACAGUGAAAACACUCAUACACACACUGAGAGAUACAUAUGAGGACACACUUUCUUCAUCGCACAUGAGGAAUGAGUUGAGAAGUGAGAGCUGGAAGCAACACAGAGACAUCUCUCCUGCUGAGCUGGAUGCUCUUUGGAGGGAACCUCCAUACACUCUUGGGGGUGAACACUUCUCAGGAAAUGACAUCAUGACUCAAGGUUCAGGGGAAGAGGAGGAUGGUCCUCUGGUGGAGUCGGCUGAUGGAGGAGUGGAGACUGACAGCUACUGGAAGAAGAAAGAGGCCUUCCUUAGAGGAAGUAAAGUGUCGCUGGGAGAGAAAUUCUCCUCAGAAAUUGUGCUGUUGUUUACUGGGCGGAGGCGCUCCAGUGUGGAUCCUGACCGGGCGCUACAGGAGGCACUGCGUACCCGACUGCGAGUGGUGGAGAGUAACAGCCAGGACGUCAUCCAACUCUUUAAAGACUUGUCUGCACGUCUGGUGUCUGUCCAUGCUGAGAAGGACAGCUUCGUACUCACAUUCAAGACUGUCGAGGAGAUCUGGAAGUUUUCAACAUACCUAGCUUUAGGUUAUGUGGCUCGUUGCUUGGAGAACUUCCUGUGUGAUCAGUCCGUGUGGCUGGACCCCGAGCUGCUCAGUGACCUGGAGAUAAAUGUCACUGUGGACGAGGAACAUCUGGCCACCCUCUACCUGGGCCUGUUACUCCAGGAGGGAUCCUUCUUUGCUAAGGCACUUUUCACAAGGAGUGAUCAGGAUGAGGAUGACGAAGAGCAGCUGUCGUUCAUAAAGAAUGACUUGCUGAUGGUGAGGGACACGGGGCAGGACAACAUGUGGGAGGGCUUUAUGCUCUCCACAGGAAACCACGGACUUGUGCCAGUCAACGCCAUGCAACCUCUGCCUUACCCUUUCUAUCAGUGGUUCCUGAGGAAGUACCCAGGCAAUGUUGGUUGCACACCAACAGAAAAGGAACCGUUUGAGGACUCUAUAGUGACGGGUUCCUGUGUAGCCGUGGUUGACUACAGUCCAGUGGGCCCAGAUGAGCUUCAGCUAAGUCAAGGUGAUAUUGUGGAGAUCCAGGGUCUGCUAGUCCGAGGACUGGGCGUCUUUAUAGGAACACACACUUCCACUGGUCACACUGGCUUUGUACACAAGGCCCAUGUCAAACCUCUGGACAUCAAACCCCUAGACAGACAAUUGGUCUUUCUGACUGAGGAGGAGCGGGCCGGCCUGGCUCAGGUUAACCCCUGCAGCUCGGAGCCAAGUGACAGCAGCCUGCUGGAGAGGCUCUUCUCAUCUGACAUCAGCUCUGUGUACAGGCUAGACAGACUGGAUGAGACUGACUUCAUGUACAUCAGAAAUCGGCCAAAACAUGAUCACAAAGUCUCCACAAGCACUCGUCUGAGUGUCAUGUCAGAAGCAAGUGGAGGGACGCCCCCGUACCACUCCUCCCCCCGCACCUCCGUCUCUCAGUCCCAUCCUCGUCUGUCCCUCUAUCAUUCCCACAAUCCUCUGCCACAGGAGGGAGAGCACCUGUCCUUCACUCUGGACGACACAUUCAGGGAAAUGGACGAGUUCCAGGAAGACCCACCUCUCUUCUUAGAAGACAACAGCUGGGAGGGGGACGACUCUGAGCCCAGUGACCCCACAUUGACCCUGCUCAACCAGGAACACUUUCAGGAGGACUUCCUGCCCCUGUACGACCUGCACUACUCCUUCCUGUGGGCGACCUUCAGCGGGAAGACUGAGGACGAGCUCUCAGGGCACCUAGAGAGCGUCAGGGAGGGCGCUAAGAGAAUGGGCAUGCACUGGGCACAUCGACGGGCAUGCUUCCUACUGGGAAGACUCUGUGCCAGGAAGUUAAAGUUGUCACAGGCUCGUGUGUACUAUGAGGAGUCCCUGAGUGUUCAGGUGGACAGUUUCUCUGACACUCCCCUCCUGGUCGCUCUCUUCACAAACCUCACUGCGGUCUACCUGAAGCAGAAAAUGACUGACAAGCUGCCUCAGACUCUGGAGAAGGCGAGCGCUCUGCUCCUCUGCCUGCCCUGCCACACCUUCACCUCCAUGGAUGAGGCUGAGCUGCUCAAUCUGCUCCUGAGGCGAUCGGUGGUGAUGGGAGACAAACACCUGGAGGCUCGUGUCUGCUACCUCAUCUCCAGCCUCUUGCUGCUUCUUAAAAAGACUGAUGAAGCUCUUCCCUUUGUGGAGCGGCUCCAGUUCCUCUCGGUGACUCUCCUGGCGGCUGAGGAGCCUCCGAUAGUUCUCCUCGACCUCAACUGGCUCUUAAGCUGGCUCUAUCAUCGUAAAUACAUGCCUUACUUAGUGCUAGCCUCCCUAAGCCUGGACUCGAGACAAGACCACUCCCUCCAAGAUCACUUCCAGAGGAUCGAGUUGUUUAUCAGAAACUCUGUACGCCUGAACCCCUGCUGGAAGGAAGGAACCUCCCUGCUCCCUGUUCAGAUUGUGGUUUACCUGCAGCAGGCUCUGGCUAUAGCUGAGCAAGGAGAGGACAUGAAGACGCAGAGGGACCUGUGCCUGGGCUUGGCUUCAGUCUAUCAGCAGUAUGAUGCUCUGGAUAAAGCCGUUCACUGUGCUCAGCAGGCUGUUGAAACUGGAGGACACAUCAUCGAGGAGGAGGGGUUUGAGGCGUCUGUGCUGCUCGGAUGGCUGCUGGUGUUGACCGGGCAGGCUGAGCGGGCUCAGAGUGUCCUGCAGCCACUGCUCACAUCCCUACAGGGCACAGACAGUCCAACGCAGCGAGGCGUGAUCCACAACCUCUUGGCUCUGUGCCUGAGGCGGCAGGGUUGUAUCCGAGAGGCAGGCAGGAAUCUCCACUCUGCUUUGGUAAUCUCCAGAGAGAGUGGAAACCAGAGGAACCAGGCGCUAGCACUGGCCAACCUAGGCUGCUUGGCUCUGGAUGUGGGGGCGUCUUUGUUAGCAGAACGCUUCCUGGUCAGAUCCCUUCAUCUUUUCAUGGAUCUCGGUGAAAGCCCCACAGAUGAAGAGCAUGUUCAAACCUACCUUUGGCUGGGGCGGAGCUACAAAGAUAGAGGGAGGAGUCAGGACAUCAGGGCUUGUUAUGAAAUGGGGCUACUAAUUGCACUGCAUUCCAGAAAUUUACACAGUCAGAUGGUGGUGGCCAAAGUGCUGAGUCGGCUGUAUAAUGACAUAAUGCUGUACGGUCAGAGCAUCGUCUACUACGAGCACUGUGUGUCUGUGUCCAGAGAGCUGAAGGACAAGAGGCUGGAGGGGGAGUAUCUGGAAAUCCUCAGCAGCCUCUACCUCUCUCUCAACACUGAGAAAUCAUCCCGUAAAUCUCUGGACUACACUAAGCAGAGCCUGAGGAUUUCUAUUGACUUGGGCAAGAGAGAAGAGGAAUCAGAGACGUGGCUGCAGGUGGGACGCAUCUAUUACCUCAUCCUGGAGGACGAGCUGGCUGACAUGUAUCUGCAGGCAGCAGUGAAGACAGCGCUCAGGAUGAAAGAUCCUCACUUUGCCAUGAGCAUCUACGAGGAGGCGGGAGACGUCUACUUUAAAGGCCACAGGAACAGGAUGGCUUCACUUCCUUUCUACAGGGAUGGCAGUCUGCCAUUUGCACGGAGCAUCAAGGACAUUGACUCAGAGUUCCGUUUGUUGAGUAAACUGACGGAGCUGUUAAUGAACCUGGGAGAGCAGGAGGAGGCCCUGCAGUACGCGACACUGGCUGUUCAGAUCGCCAACAAAACAGCUGUGUCUGUGAACGAGAGGACAGCCUACCACCGGCUGGCUACAGUCUACUACAGCCUGCAGCAGUAUGAGAUGGCUGAGAACUACUACCUCAAGUCGCUGUCCCUCUGCCCACUCGUCCUGCAGCACCCCAUGGAGGCUCGCUUCUACACCAAGGUCUACUGCAGACUGGGCAAUCUUACGCUGCACAAUCUGAAGGAUGCGUUCGAUGCAGUGGGAUACUUCCAGUUGGCUCUCGCAGCAGCUAUGGAGGACCAGGCCAACCCCGAGGCUCUUUACGUGGUGUACAUGAAGCUGGCCGAGAUCCACGGCAACCACAUGCCCGACGCUCAGCUGUGCCAAGUUUACAGAGACAGAGCCCGGAGUCUGAAGAGAGUUCUGGCUGGAGGGGAAGGUGCUGCUGUGGGAAGGGAAGACGUGGAAAACGCUACAGACACGGAGCCAGGCCAAAGACAGGAAACAGACUCUGAUGUGGAAUGUACAGAGAGAAGAAGCAGUUUCCCUUUGACUUCUGAAGAUGAGAAACAUGAAGAAAACUCAUUUACAAAACCUUGUCUAAUCAAUGGAAACACAGAUGAUAGAUGUAUGGACACUACUUCAGGACUUACUGCAGAUAAAGAAGGUGCUGAAGGUGAUCCUCCUGAUGUGGACGGCCCGUUCGUUGACGCCUCCGAGAUGGAAACCGUGGCCAGUCAUUCAUACAGUGACAGUAUUUUGACUGAAUCCUUUGACACUGCUAAGGAGCAGAUAUCAGACUCCAGCAGCUCCACAGACACUUUGCAAACAGACGGGAAAAGCUUUGACACUGCACACAGAGUGCACAGUCACUUACCUGUCCAACAUGCAGGUGACAUUACCAGACACAGCGAGGACACACACACUCACUCUGAAUUACAGGAUGAACAAAACACAGCAACAAGAGAAACUCAUGCAGACUCUGUUGAAAGAGAUGUUAGUCUUAAGGACAAUCAGUGUGAUACUGACCACACAGAGACUGUUGUUGUAACCACAGAUGAAGAUCAAUCUGAUGACACACACAUGGAUUUAGAUCAUGUCCACUCAUAGUUAAGUCCAGAAACACGUAGUAUUCUUCGCUGACUUUCCUCAGUCUGGUCACAUGUUUGUCGACCAGCAAACCGACUCCAACGUUCCAGCCACACAGCACUUAUUGUAUAAAAGAUGUUAAUACUGAGAUGUAUGACAUUUGCAGCAUGGGCCUUUUUGUACAGUCACUUCAGAGGAUAUGACACUGUUUGAUGCAUUGUGUGUGUAUUAUAUGUUUUUAAAUGUGUAUUUUGUAUCUCUGGAAGACAAACUUCAGAAUAAAGAAUGCUAUAUGA
Messenger RNA from Labrus bergylta (ballan wrasse), 5218 nucleotides. It is a transcript of the gene sh3tc2, whose product is annotated as SH3 domain and tetratricopeptide repeats 2. Gene Ontology annotation, biological process: regulation of ERBB signaling pathway; regulation of intracellular protein transport. Gene Ontology annotation, molecular function: protein binding. NCBI's taxonomy places the organism in Eukaryota, Metazoa, Chordata, Actinopteri, Labriformes, Labridae. The record is from RefSeq and is a predicted model, not a curated record.